GACUGCCAUUAAAAAAAAGAAACAGUCGGCCACGCUUGCCACAAAAAUCAUUCCGGGGGAUCUUUUACAAAAAUCCCCCUUUUCAUAUUUAUUCCAAUAUUACUGUAAUCUUGUUUUUAAUUAAAUAAAAAUUUCAUACAUAGAACAAAAUUUAGAAUGGCAGAUCUGGACGAUUUUUUCGCUAAGAAGGACCGCAAAAAGUCUAAAUCGGUCAAAAAGUUCGCCACUGCUGACGAACUCGCCAAAAAACUUGACGAUACAAAACAGAAAGCAGAUGUACGACCGAAGAAGGAACGUCCACCUCAAGAAGGGGAGGAGGCAGGCAGAGCAGAGGAGGAAGAGGAAUGGAAAGACUAUGAAGAGCCAGUGAAGGACUACACAGGUUUGAAGAUCCAAGUUCUGCAGGGCAGCUCUGGACAGCCCGAGUCGGGCCGCGACGCCUCUUCAGAAGACUCUGCGCCCGAGAACUCCAAGAACAAGGGCCCGUGGAACAAACCUGUGGAGGCGGAGCAGGCGCCGGCGCCCCCGCCCCCGGUGGAGGAGGCUGCGCCCCCGCCGCGGCAGCAGACCACGGCGUACGUGCCCCCGCAGUCGCGCCAGCGCGCCGCCGAGCCCGUGCGCAGGACUCACGCGCAGCAGAAGAACGCGCCCGACAUCACCAACGAUGAUUAUUUCCCCGUGCUGGGAGCGGCGGGCGGCAAGCGGGGCGGCGGCUGGAGCACAGCGGGCGCGGGAGCGGGCGCGGGCGCGGGCGGCGGCGCGACGCGCUCGGCCGGCCGCCAGCCGCUCGCGCUCGGCAACCGGUUCACCUCGCUGCAGGACGACAGCUAGCCUGGCGCUAGGGGGCGAGGUAGUACCCGAGCGGGCAAGGGGGAUGCGGUAAAGUGAAGUGUCAAUACGGACUUGUAAUCAAAGCCUGGCAUAGCUAACUAACUUCUAUAGAACGAAUCGUCACGCAAACGCUAACACAAGAACAAUAUGCUCACUUCCUGUUCAUAUGUAUAAUCAAUCUAUUCCGGGAUGUCCAUUUGUCUUUUGGUGUACUGGAAAAAUGUCAAUCUAUGGUGCAUCACGAAAGAGUACAAAAUAAAUGAGGGCGCUGUAAUCACUUGUGCAUAUGGUAACACUGUGUUCUGUCAUCCACUUGGACUGCAACUACCUUGAUACUUGAUAAUUGAUAUUUUCUUACCAGUAUAUACAUAGGUAAUAUUAUGUUCUCAUUUUAAAAUAGAUGAUGUUUUGCAAAUAACAUUAUUAUCAUAUAAAAAUAUAUUUGAAAAAUACUAUCUAGCCCCAAAGUAAGCACCAUGUGUUAUGGGUACUAAGAUAUUCAUGAUUUACAUUUAUUAAAUUGAAAUAAAUUCAGGUCAUCUAAAUUAGUUAUAUUUAUUGUAAUUUGUCUGGUAAUUAACCGAAUUUUCACUAUGACUUUAUAUAUAAUGUCUGAUAAAAGUAUCAAUAAUGAUUGGUUGCUCUAUAAUAACAAAUCUUUGUGAUAAUGACCUCAGACCAAUUAUUGUAUAGGACCUGCCUCGCUAGACGUUACUUUUCUGUCAAAGUAUAUGAUCAACGAUCUAAUGCGAUUAUAAAACCUGUCUCUAUAUAAUCUAUGUUAAAUAGUUGUAAUCGUGUUAGUCGGUUAAAGAGCUCCGUAAAAAUAUCUUUCUGUCUAAUUGAUUGGUGUAAAAAACGGGCAAAAACUUCUAAUUUAGUAUAAGAUAUAUACCAAAUCUAAGCUCGUUUUCUUCGGAAAAUGACACAAUUUUGUUCGUGACUAUGAGUGCGAUACAGGUCCUGCUAUAAUUGGUCUGAGGAUAAUGACAGUAAAUAUGGUGUUGCCACACCGCAAAUUUAUUAGUUCCAUUUAUAUUAACUUCUACUCUUUUAUGUCACACUAUACAUUGGCCAAUACACUUUAUGUUCACUUAAUUGUGGUUUCGAAGCACCUCCACUGCAUGAUAGCCAAUAUAUUGGCCAAUGUUGGACCAGUAUGUUGGUCAGUGUGUUGGCCAAACUUUAUAGUGCAGUAACUGCUAUAUCAAAAGCCAAACAGACUUCCAAGAGUUGUCAAACUAUACUACGGUUUAAAUAAUUUGCUUCGGCAAGAUUAUAUAACAAAUGUUUUUUUAAUGCCUAAAGUAUUUUAAUUAUAUGAAUGUUGAACUGACUAUGAAUUAAAAAAAAAAUAAACUAAGGUCUCCCACACACUAAUAUUGUCAAUAAAGUAGGGUAAGGUCAGGAUUAGGUUUAAGUUGUACCUAAUAAGUGUAAUAUUACUUUCAAUGUUGUACAAUGUUGGACAACCUUGUACUUUAUUGACAAUAUAUUAACAAUAUUAUUGUGUGUGUGGAGCCACAAUAUUGCCGAGUGCGUAGUUUAAAUCGUAGUACUGUACUUAUGUGGUACACACUGGGAUAAUAAACGUUUAAAUGUCAAAUUAUUCUUUAAUAAACAGUCCGGCCGCUCAGUGAUUGCGCUUCUGAUAGGUCGUGAACGAAUGAGCCAUGUAACUUCGAACUGGUUGUGGUGUACAAGGUUGUUGGACUGCGCUGUUUCAAGGUUAUGCCAACUGUUUUUCUUUGUAGUGAUGAGACAAAUAAUAAGUCAAUUUUGUAAUUGAAUAUGUUUGUCCCCUUCGAUCAUGACCUGUCAGAAACGCAAUCUCUGAGCGGCCGGACUUUAAUGACCAAUCAUUAAUUGCAGUGACAUGUUUAAUUACAAAGUUGUUGUACUAAUUGGACUGCUCGCACAUAUAAAACUGUCAAUAUUAUUAUAAAGAUACACCUAAAGAAAUAAUAUAAUUAUAAAAAUAUAAAACAAAAACGUUUAUUAUCCCCGUCUGUGCCUGUUAUUUUUUUUAAAAUUCCAUUCCAAAACUGUAAACAAUUGGACAGUUGUUCUAAAACUUAAAACCAUUAUUUAUGCAAGUCUGAAUGACUUAAUUAAAAAAAUAAAUGAAAUUAAAAAGAAUGAUAGUUUGUGGUUUGUAAAUAAAAAAAGAAUAAUAAUUAAUAAUAUUUAAUGUGCGUUAAAUUUGAUAAAAACCGCUAUUCAAAACAUCGGCAACUGUCCUAGUGUGUAAUUGUAAAAGUAUAGUUCCAAUGGUGGUUGCAGACUGUACCACAACCGCAGACUGCUAUAAGUGACACUUAUUGUUUGUAAAAUCUAUGCAAUUUAUCCCCCGCGUGAUUUCAUGUAGCAAUUUGAAAGGGUUUGUGCAGUAUUCUAGCACUAGAGCUGUCUGUGUGUGCUAGGUAACUGUACUGUGCAAAGUUUAUAGGGUAAAGUACGAAGAAUCGUGUCUCAGAGCUGUGCUAAAUGCGUGUGAAUUGAUUCAUUUGUUGUAUAUUUCUGAGUGAAAGUAAUCUCGAAUCUUUCACAACUUGAUCAUCUAUCAACUAAAGUUUGAAGCUUGUCAAAGCCACUAAAAUAAUCUGGGUAACUCACUUCACUGCAGUAGAGGAAAGCCGUCUGCGUAUUCGGAUUGCAAUCUGCAACUACCAUCCGAAUCAAUGCUACCAACAUGGAAGUGUGCAAUUACAAUAAUUUUUUUAUGUUUAUAUUGAAAAACUUUACAUUUAUAAAUAAAUAAAUCAAAUAGUGUCUGUUGUGUGAAAGAAUAGCAAAAUGUUUUCUUUUUUUUUUCUAAACGGUGAAGCAUCGACCAGACUCAAGUGCUUUUAUGAAGCGUGGUUUAAGAAAAACUAAUGAAUGGAAAUUACUUAUAAAGAAAUAGAAACAUUAAUGAAUAAGUUCGAUUUACCUUUACCAAGGGUUGCCACAUUUUACGUGAAAGUUAAAUAAUAUGAUGUAUUUAUAAUAAUUAUAUUUAUUGGUCGAUAGGUAUUUUAUUUAUAGCUUACAAAAUGGUACUAUGGUAUUGUAAUAUUAGUUAGCGCAUUUUAAUGAUAACUUUCAACACUGUUUAAAUAAUAAUAAUAAAAAAUACAUUAAAUAGUAAAAAUAUAUUAUAUUUUUUAUUAACAGUCGCUUGUAAAUUAUAAUCUACUGUUGCAUCCUAAAAUAUAUAUCUCAUCGAUUUUAAUGGAUUAUUGUGUCUCUUAAUAUGGUAUUGCAUAUAUCAACAAAAGAGUAUUGUAUUUUUACAAUAACAACUUAAAAAUGUGUAAAAAGUAAAUCCCAUUGAGAAAUCUUUUGUUUUUAAUUAUGCAUUUUAAAACAUACCAAACGAUAUAUGUAGAGUUCAUUAUCUUUGUAUAAGUUCUUGAUGUUUCGCAAUCAACAGGGAUUUGAAGAUUAGACCCGCCACAUGCCUCCAAAGUGGGUUGGCGGAUAUAAUUAUUAUUUUCGUUUUUAUUUUUUAAAACUAUUGAAUAGUAAUAGUGCAUAGAAUUGAUGUAUAUUUGACAUAAUAGAACUAAAUUAGUGACUUCAAAUAAUAUGUGCAAAUUACGUCAUUUUAAAAACUUUCUAUUACUUAUUAAAGUAUAAUAAGAAUGACAGUAAAGACAGUAUGUAAGUCGAAAUUCGACCACAAACUUAAUUUAGUUAAAAAUGUAUCAAAAAUGUUUGCAUUGAAGGAUAUACUGCCUUACUGCACAUAAACGAGAUAAAAACCAAUUGAAAAUAAUUAUAUUUGAAGGACAUCAUAAAAGAUACUUAAAAUGUUUGAUUAGUAUUUUCUGAGCUCAUUAUAUAUUAUUUAUUAGAUUUUAAGUUUGUUUGGUUGACAUUCAAAUACUUUGAUGUGGAAUUGCAUUUUUUUACAGUACUGUUUGCUGUUUCUUUUGUAUUGUUUCAAAAUAAAUGGUCACUCUAGUUAAACUAUAUUUUGAGGGCCAUAGUCCUAGGAAUGUUGCCUAGUAUAGAAAUUUGGUGCGUAAACUAAUAAAUUAAAGUGGAAUGUGGCAACCCUGAAACUUGAUAACAUCUUGUUGUAUUGGAAAUAUAAUGAAACACUAUAAAAUAAUUCAAAACAUAUUGUACCAUAGUAAUAAAUUAUGUAUUUAAAC
Messenger RNA from Bicyclus anynana (squinting bush brown), 4973 nucleotides. Its product is annotated as protein CDV3 homolog. The record is from RefSeq and is a predicted model, not a curated record. Bases 157 to 831 code for a protein of 224 amino acids. Gene Ontology annotation, cellular component: cytoplasm. NCBI's taxonomy places the organism in Eukaryota, Metazoa, Arthropoda, Insecta, Lepidoptera, Nymphalidae. The transcript has 5 exons.